Molecule: messenger RNA, 1242 nt
Organism: Limanda limanda (common dab)
Lineage: Eukaryota; Metazoa; Chordata; Actinopteri; Pleuronectiformes; Pleuronectidae
Product: zinc finger protein 185
Exons: 5
Coding region: 1-1242 (413 amino acids)
Source: RefSeq, a predicted model, not a curated record
AUGGCAAACGAUGAAGUGGUUCUUCCCCAAGAAGAUGCUCAGCCUGGGGGGUCAACAGAGGAGACCACAGACGACACAAAGCCCCAAGAACCCACAGAAGAACACAUCCAAAAUGAUGAAGCACAACCAGACAGCACCGUCGCAAACACAGCUGAAGAAAACAAGGAAGGAGCUGCUGAUGCACCAGUCCACCAAUCAAAUGAAGGAGACAUAGAGAGCACCGCUGAAGUCUCUGCAGAUAUUCAUGUCCAAAAUGAAGCACUGACAUUUUCUUCAACAGGGGAGAAGAAAGAAACUGCCGAAGUCCCUGCUGAUGCUAUCCAGGUCAAACCUCAAGAGGAACCUUCAGUCGAAACUGAGCAAGCAAAUAUUACACACUUAGAGGUCGCAACGGUAGAAUCCACUGAACAAGCUGCAGAGAUUCCUCAGGACGAUGCUGGAGAGGUUUUUCAGGCUGUAGCUGCGGUUGUGGUGGAGUCUUCACAUGAUACGAGUGACGGGAUUCAUGCAACACCAGAAGAAGAGGCUCCUCUGCAAAACAGUGUGGAACCAAUCCCAGAUUUAUUGUUCGACUCUCUAGCCGAUUCAUUAAAUCUCAAUCCUGUAUCAGAAUCGCUGAAUCAGUCUGCUGCCAACACCAAGGUCGAGUCUGAAGAGUCUAACGUUGAAGCUGCAGCUCCAGCAGAAGCAGGUUUAAAGACCAGAGCUGAAGAGGUGCCCGAGGGUGAAGUCCAGCCUGUUGACGACACCGCACCUGAGGAAGCAGCAGAUCCUGUGCAGGUGGAGUUGGACAUCACUGACGCUGUUGAACCUGUAGCUGCCUCAGAGGGUGGAGCGGUUCAGAGUGUGUUACCUGACGGAGGCAUUGAACUGACUGAUGCAUUGGAUGUGGAGCCGCCCACAACUGAAGCUGCUCCUGAACCUGUGGACGUUCCUGAACAGUCCCGCUCAGAGAAGGCAGAACCGAAACCCACUGAUUUGUUUCAAAAGUCCAGAGAGGAGCAACAAUCCCAGUACACUCUGAAAGUGACCAGUGAUGGCAAAGCUAUUUGUUCGUUCUGUGACGGAAUUAUUGAUGGAAUGAUCAAGCUCACAUUCAGCGAACCUCUGCUGACCUGCCAUGCUGAGUGUCUAAAGUGUGGUGUGUGUGCUGAGGGCCUUGGAGAGUUGCUGAGGCCCAUGUUUCUGCGUGACCAGUUGAUCCAGUGUGAUGGCUGCUUCUUCUCGAGACGUGAAGCCUGA